CGCGUCCCCUCCGCGCGCGGCGAGGCCGAGACGUCUCCCGCGGUGACGGCGUGCGAGGCGGAGGGCCGGCGCGCUCCCAGCUCCAGGAAAGCCCCGGCGCCGCGACUGCAAGCCGGGGGCCCUCGGAGCCGCCAGGGCGCGCCGGGCCGCUCACCUUCCUGCCCCUCCCGGCAGGGAUCCCCCUGCUGCUGGCGGCCGGGACUCCGGGCCUCCUCGGGGCUCCGUCCCGAGCCCGCGCCCCGCGUCGGGGUUUCCCGGGGGUCUUCGGGAGGGGGGUGCUCCCUGCUCCUUAACCCCAGGCCAAGCGACCCCUCCCACGCCCCCUGCCCUGGCCCCAGCCCUCGCGCUCCGGACGCGCUGCCCCGCCGCUCCCUGAAAGCCGCGGGUACCGAGCCACGGCAGGCGGGCGGCGGCGGCAGACUGACAUGCCCCGGACGCGGCUGCGGCCGGCGGGCAGCCCGCGGCGGCGAUGAGCCGCGGCGGCCGGUGAGGAGCCGGGCGGCUGGGCAUCGCGCACCUUCCUCACCCCGGUCACUUGCCCACUCCGCUCAGCGGACCGAGAGGAAACGGUCUCUGGCCUGUCAGGAGGACCAUUGGUGCUGCAGUGGAAGCCAGCGGCUAAGUAUUGUGUAUGGCGUGGUUAAGGUUGCAGCCUGUCACCUCUGCCUUCCUCCAUUUUGGGCUGAUUACUUUUGUGCUCUUCCUAAAUGGUCUUCGGGCAGAGGCUGGUGGCUCAGGGGAUGUGCCCAACACAGGGCAGAACAAUGAGUCCUGUUCAGGGUCAUCGGACUGCAAGGAGGGUGUCAUCCUACCAAUAUGGUAUCCAGAGAACCCUUCCCUUGGGGACAAGAUUGCCAGAGUCAUUGUCUAUUUUGUGGCCCUGAUAUACAUGUUCCUUGGGGUGUCCAUCAUUGCUGACCGCUUCAUGGCAUCUAUUGAAGUCAUCACUUCUCAAGAGAGAGAGGUGACUAUUAAAAAGCCCAAUGGAGAGACCAGCACAACCACAAUUCGGGUCUGGAAUGAAACUGUCUCCAACCUGACCCUUAUGGCCCUGGGUUCCUCUGCCCCUGAGAUCCUCCUUUCUUUGAUUGAGGUGUGUGGUCAUGGAUUCAUUGCCGGUGAUCUGGGACCUUCUACCAUUGUAGGCAGCGCAGCCUUUAACAUGUUCAUCAUCAUCGGCAUCUGUGUCUAUGUGAUCCCUGAUGGAGAGACUCGCAAGAUCAAGCACCUGCGAGUCUUCUUUGUCACUGCUGCUUGGAGCAUCUUUGCCUACAUCUGGCUCUAUAUGAUCCUGGCAGUCUUCUCUCCUGGUGUGGUCCAGGUUUGGGAAGGCCUCCUCACUCUCUUCUUCUUUCCGGUGUGUGUCCUUCUGGCCUGGGUGGCAGAUAAGCGACUGCUCUUCUACAAAUACAUGCACAAAAAGUACCGUACAGAUAAACACCGAGGAAUUAUCAUAGAGACAGAGGGUGACCACCCCAAAGGCAUUGAGAUGGAUGGGAAAAUGAUGAAUUCCCACUUUCUAGAUGGAAACCUGGUACCUCUGGAAGGGAAGGAAGUGGAUGAGUCCCGCAGGGAGAUGAUCCGGAUUCUAAAGGAUCUGAAGCAGAAACACCCAGAGAAGGACUUAGACCAGCUAGUAGAGAUGGCCAAUUAUUAUGCUCUUUCCCACCAACAGAAGAGCCGCGCCUUCUACCGCAUCCAAGCCACCCGUAUGAUGACCGGCGCAGGAAACAUCCUGAAGAAACAUGCAGCAGAACAAGCCAAAAAGGCCUCCAGCAUGAGUGAGGUGCACACCGAUGAGCCUGAGGACUUUGUCUCCAAGGUCUUCUUCGACCCGUGCUCUUACCAGUGCCUAGAGAACUGUGGGGCUGUCCUCCUGACAGUGGUGAGGAAAGGUGGGGACACAUCCAAGACCGUGUAUGUGGACUACAAAACAGAGGAUGGUUCUGCCAACGCCGGGGCUGACUAUGAAUUCACAGAGGGCACCGUGGUUCUGAAGCCAGGAGAGACCCAGAAGGAGUUCUCUGUGGGCAUUAUCGAUGAUGACAUUUUUGAGGAGGAUGAGCACUUCUUUGUGAGGUUGAGCAGUGUCCGCGUAGAGGAGGAGCAGCCAGAGGAGGGGAUACCUCCAAACAUGCUUAAUAGUCUUCCCUUGCCUCGGGCUGUCCUGGCAUCCCCUUGUGUGGCCACCGUCACUAUCUUGGAUGAUGACCAUGCAGGCAUCUUCACUUUUGAAUGUGACACUGUUCAUGUCAGUGAGAGUAUUGGUGUCAUGGAGGUCAAGGUUCUGCGGACAUCAGGUGCCCGGGGCACAGUAAUCGUUCCCUUUAGGACAGUAGAAGGGACAGCCAAGGGUGGUGGUGAGGAUUUUGAAGACACAUAUGGGGAGCUGGAGUUCAAGAAUGAUGAAACUGUCAAAACAAUUCACAUCAAGGUAAUUGAUGAUGAGGCGUAUGAGAAAAACAAGAAUUACUUCAUUGAGAUGAUGGGCCCCCGCAUGGUGGAUAUGAGUUUUCAGAAAGCGCUCCUGUUGUCUCCAGAGGUGACAGACAGGAAGCUGACUGUGGAGGAAGAGGAAGCCAAGAGGAUAGCAGAAAUGGGAAAGCCAGUAUUGGGUGAACACCCCAAACUAGAGGUCAUCAUUGAAGAGUCCUAUGAGUUCAAGAGUACGGUGGACAAACUGAUCAAGAAGACAAACCUGGCCUUGGUUGUGGGGACCCAUUCAUGGAGGGACCAGUUCAUGGAGGCCAUCACUGUCAGUGCAGGGGACGAGGAUGAGGAUGAGUCAGGCGAGGAGAGGCUGCCUUCCUGCCUUGACUAUGUCAUGCACUUUCUGACGGUCUUCUGGAAGGUGCUGUUUGCCUGUGUGCCCCCCACAGAGUACUGCCGUGGCUGGGCCUGCUUCGUCGUCUCCAUUCUGAUCAUUGGCAUGCUCACGGCCGUCAUCGGGGACCUGGCCUCCCACUUCGGCUGCACCAUUGGCCUCAAGGACUCUGUCACAGCUGUUGUUUUUGUGGCAUUUGGCACCUCUGUGCCAGACACAUUUGCCAGCAAGGCUGCUGCCAUCCAGGACGUGUACGCAGACGCCUCCAUUGGCAACGUCACGGGCAGCAACGCUGUCAACGUCUUCCUGGGCAUUGGCUUGGCCUGGUCCGUGGCCGCCAUCUACUGGGCCCUGCAGGGACAGGAGUUCCACGUGUCCGCCGGCACCCUGGCUUUCUCCGUCACCCUCUUCACCAUCUUCGCAUUCGUCUGCAUCAGCGUGCUCUUGUACCGCCGGCGGCCGCACCUGGGCGGGGAGCUCGGGGGCCCUCGUGGCUGCAAGCUUGCCACCACGUGGCUCUUUGUGAGCCUGUGGCUCCUCUACAUACUCUUCGCCACGCUGGAGGCCUAUUGCUACAUCAAGGGGUUCUGAGCAUCAGAACACAGCCUCCGCGGGGCAGGCUUAGGACUUCUCCUAAGAGAAGGGCCCUUCCCCAGCAGGGACCGUUCCAGGGUGAGCAGCCCUGGAGAGGCAGCACCAGGAUCCAAGCCCCGGGAACCUCACCUGCCCAGGCCCUGGCAGUGAGCUGAAGGGGCAGCGUCUCACCCAGUCACACGGAAUGGAGGAGCACCCACUUUACAGGUCUUUAAUUCAAUGCAAACCAACAGCAGCACCAAAUCAACCUCCACCCCACCUUCCCGCCCAUGUCCUUGGCCACGUUCUCUUCCACCUCCGAGUAUUCCUCUGCUUCUCCUCCCCUUGGAGGCAGGGUGUCUCUUGUCUGUCAGAUGUGGUCCAUCACUGUCCUCUCUCUCAGCUGGGGAGGCGUGAACAUGGCUCACACCCACGGGGCCGGUUUGGGGUUCUCUUCUCAUCGUAAUCAUAAUUGUGGUGGCUUCUGUUUCUCCCUCUGGUUCUGGUCAUUGCUUGUCUUCUUUUCUUUCUGAAGUCAGUGACAAAGGUGCUGUGAAAGAUCUUAAGGUCUGAGCCGACAGACAGGCAUGAAUUUUCAGGCACACGCUCUCCCACUUUCCCUGGGUACCAGCUACCUCUCAGCUCCACUGAGGACUUGUCCCCGUGUCUUUUUUUUUCUUUUCUCAAAUCUUGAGAGGAUUGCUGGCGUUUGGGUGUAAGUAAGCUUGCACACCCAUGCAGAGCGAUAAAGCAUGGGGGCUGUGGCUGGAGCAGGAGGAGCUGUAUAUGCUUAUGUUUAAAACAAAAAGUUCUUGUCCUCUUCCCUGUCCAAGCCUUUCAGAUUCUGUCCAUCUCACAUGUCAAUGUCUGUAUGUUUUUCCUUCUGUGGGAAGACCCACCAAGUGGGAGAUACGAGACAAAAAUAGGAGUGGUAUGUGAUGCCCAAGGGCUGCUGGGGAAACAAGAGGGUCGAUUCUUUCUUGGGGAGCUUUUGCUUCAUAUCUGAGGCAGGAGAGAAGAGAUGCCCACCUGGUGAGCUCUCCAAGAGGAAAGAUUAUAUUUAAAAUGCCAGUGCUUCUGAGGAAUGUUGGCUUCACUACCCCUCACUCUCUGAUGCACCCCACUAAGAAGUCUGACUAUGUUUCUUGAGGUAAUACCAAAAUGGAGAAGUUUGGAAGAAAACAAGGGGCCCGUUCUCCUCUCCUGGACCCUCAGGUCUUCACAAUAUAGGAGCUGGAAUUCCUCAUCUCUCCCACAUUCCUGCUUGUUUUUAAACCUCACGAAGCUCUUUUUCCAGCCUGUGGGCUAUUUCUUGCCCCAGUAAGAGGAAUCUUAAUUGUUAUAAUCCCACGGAGCCUGGUUUAUAGAGAAAUUGCUGUGGCCUACAGACCUUUUCCCAACAAAUUUUGGAAGGACCUGGCUUUAAAACACACACACACACACACACACACACACACACACACACACACACACACGCACACGCACACACA
Molecule: messenger RNA, 4887 nt
Organism: Manis javanica (Malayan pangolin)
Lineage: Eukaryota; Metazoa; Chordata; Mammalia; Pholidota; Manidae
Gene: SLC8A3
Product: solute carrier family 8 member A3
Biological process (GO): calcium ion import across plasma membrane; cell communication; sodium ion transmembrane transport
Cellular component (GO): sarcolemma; postsynapse; axon
Molecular function (GO): calcium:sodium antiporter activity
Source: RefSeq, a predicted model, not a curated record